This is a messenger RNA of Electrophorus electricus (electric eel), 2700 nucleotides long. RefSeq names its product nuclear factor, interleukin 3 regulated, member 6 (gene nfil3-6). Gene Ontology annotation, cellular component: nucleus. The record is from RefSeq and is a predicted model, not a curated record. NCBI's taxonomy places the organism in Eukaryota, Metazoa, Chordata, Actinopteri, Gymnotiformes, Gymnotidae. Gene Ontology annotation, biological process: regulation of DNA-templated transcription; circadian rhythm. Gene Ontology annotation, molecular function: DNA-binding transcription factor activity; DNA binding.
GUUCAGCAGAUAUUAUUCAUGACAGUUUAGCUCGGGAAACAUAUUUAUCGUAAAUCUGAAGAUAAGCUGCACUGCUACAGCAGCCUUUACCGAGCGCAAACUGUUUUAUUUGACUGAGACAGACUUUACCCCGAAGCAUUUGGAUAGGAAUUACGCGAUCAUUUUAACGCAGGUGGGGCUGUUGUAAUUCCAACAAGCUUGACGCUGACCAGUAUUUUCCAACAGGACCAAACAUAUAGUGAGACACAGAUGUUGAAAAGCAAGAUGUUUGAAGAGGGAUCUCAUGAACAAAGUUCUGUAGUCCUGCCAGCUAUGGACCCCACUAUAGCCACAGGCGCACUGGGACUGGACGUUGAGUCCUCAGGCAGUGCCAUGUCCUUCACGGAAGAGGCGGCCUCCAUCCUGACAUCGAGCAACCUGCUGGCGCGCUCGUUGCUGGGCCAUCCAUCAACGCUGAAGCACAAGGAGGUGGCCUUGAGUGCCAGUACGCUGCGGCGCAAGCGUGAGUUCAUUCCCCAGGAGAAAAAGGACGAGGGCUACUGGGACAAGCGCAAGAAGAACAACGAGGCAGCGAAACGUUCGCGUGAGAAGCGCCGUGUUAAUGACAUGGUGCUGGAGAACCGCAUGCUGAACCUGCUGGAGGAGAACGCCCGGCUGCGGGCUGAGCUGCUGGCGCUCAAGUUCCGCUUUGGCCUGGUCAAGGACCCAUCGAACACGCCCAUCCUGCCACUAGCAGCGGCCACAAGCUCGCAUUACUACCUGCCGCGUGAUGACGGUCUUCGCACCGUUGGCCCUAUGCCACAGCACCUGAGCUCUGCCCAGGCUAUGCCCCAUGCAGGGCAGGGAAUCAGGGAUGCCGGCAGCACGUCAGAGGACUCGGGCUUCUCCACACCAGGAAGCUCCAGUGUGGGAAGCCCUGUGUUCUUUGAGGAUCGGCUGAGUGAACAUGGCAAGCUGUCUCCGAGUCAGGCUGACGAGCUGGUUUAUGAGGGACACCCCUCUCCAGGGCCUGAUGCCCUCGGGCCACUAGGAUUGGUGGGGCCCAUCUCUGUGGCACACAGCCGAGGGGAGUCUGUGGAAGGCGUGAGGAGCCUCCCGCACAAGCUGCGCUUCAAGUGUCCAGGCAGCAGUGAUGCAGAGAACCCCAGUGGCAGGCGGAGCCCAGGGCAGCCCCUGGGAGUACGGGAGGGCCCCCGGAACCAUGUAUCCUUAGGCACAGGCGAAGGGGCUAGACACUGGAUGCAGCAGGAAGGAGACGAUGCACGAAGGAUGCCUGUGCAUCAUCAUUGCAACCUGGCUGGCAGUUAUGGUGGAGGUCAGCUGCUCGUGACCCCCAGUGACGCAAGCUACCACACAGAGAACAGCAUUCUCAAAUCCCAGCUCAGCUCACUCAGUGAGGAGGUGGCCCAGCUCAAGAAGCUCUUCUCUGAGCAGCUCUCCAAAAUAAACUGAAAUGUACCUAAGAAAGUUUUGGAGAGCUCAGAACUCCAGGUCAUGCUCAACAAGGGAAGCUCAGUCUGAUCAGAGCCAAACCUGUCCAAGCAGUUGCAGUACUGGGAGCACAGUGACUGAAGGAACAGCCAAAAUCUUUUAAUUCUGCACCAAAAGGCAUGUUUGAAGUUCAGUUUUGUGUAAAAGGACACCUCUGCAGCUCCAGUGGUAAUCCAGCAAAUACAUGUGUGCUACCGCGGCUCUGUCACUCUGCUUUCAUAGUCACUCUGUUUUUCUAGCUCCAUACCAGGCAGAGAGGGAGUGGAGGUGGGAUUAGGAGGAGGCACAGGAUGGAUGCCACUACCUCUGCAUACUGGACUUGAAAAUCAGACCAGCCCAGCAACGUAGACCAGGCUCAAUGGCUCCAAAGCCUGUCAAACAGUGAGCUAAAUGCUGCUGUAAUAGCACAUGCACUGCAGUCCUUCACCCCAGGAUGGUUGUGCUUCCUUUACCACAAGCCCCAGUAAAGACAGGUAACAUAAAAGGUUUAUCAAAGACCAUGUGGCCAUACAGCCUGCCUGGCUAGGGAGGCAGACACUGUGACUGAACCCAGAAGUUGCUCUUAGUCUGUCACUGAAGCCAGAGGUUUCAUUAGGACAGGAGGGCACUACUUCUGGCCAUUAUGCAUCCAAACCAACCGAAUUUUAAAAUCUAUUUUCAACACACUAUUCCUCUGCUGCAUGCCAUCUCUACCAGUAAAUAACAAGAUUUAUGGGUCAGAUAGUGCUUAGGUGGUGAUGAUGAUUGUGUUUACAUGUAAAUGUUCCGCUGCUGCCUGACAACGUAGCUAGACACCUGCUGUGCGGAUUUGACUGAGAGAAACAGCAUUGUGCUGUACGCUAAAUGGCCAAUUUAAAAAAAUGUCUCCUUCAAGCUCACAAAUAACAGGCCGAGCAAAAACCAGAGAGUUUUAUUAUAUGUGUUUACAUCAUUUGAUGUGUAUGGCAAGACUCAACAAAUUAAUUGUGGUUGGAAUGUAUGUGUUUGCACAACUUCACAAUACCAUAGCUCGACACAUCAUCACUGAAAUAAUGAGCUUGUUUUUCUCCAUAGCAGCCUGUUAUUGCCAUGUGAGAUAAAGACGCAGCAUACAAGAAAAACACUGUAAUUUGUAUUUUUGUGGUAAAACUUGUGAUGCCUUGUAUAUGUCUCAGUUUGUAUAUUGUGUGUACACAUUUUUAUAUAUGUGAAUAAAUAUUUGACAACAUA